This is a messenger RNA of Aplysia californica (California sea hare), 4602 nucleotides long. RefSeq lists its product as uncharacterized. Lineage: Eukaryota; Metazoa; Mollusca; Gastropoda; Aplysiida; Aplysiidae. The record is from RefSeq and is a predicted model, not a curated record.
AGUCUCCUUCCUCUUCCGACCGUAUGUUGACAGCAGAUGGUGUAAAUGCCAUUUCCCGAGAAAAGAAACGCCAUAUAGCCUAACCAAGACCUUUCUCGACAAAGCGUUGGCUUGUUGACGUUUCCGUAUCAAAAGAGUCAACCUCCAUUCUCACAAUUCCAAUCUAGAGUCUAGUUCUAAUUUAUUAAAAACAAUUUUUCGACAUGCACGCUAGUGUAGAUUUUGUCGGUAAGGGUCCGGAUGUAAAGUUUUUCGCUCCAACUUGGCGGGCAACGGACAAUUUCAUGGCUCAGGCUGUGCCUUCUGACUGGGUGCCCUACUUUUGAAAAGCCCGGAUGUUAUCGACGGCGCAAUUCGCCUGCCGCCAUCGGCCAAACACAAUCUGAGGCAGUACCGUCGGUGUCUCGGACUAGCGAACUUUUGUAUCCCAAGUGUCGAAUCUGGGUGAUAUCUGGUUUUGAGCAAUCUUCAUUGACAUUGUUUAAAGCGUUUUGGAAGACCUCACAAGAGAUGAUGGGAUAAUUCGACUGUGACCUUUUCUCAAAACAGGAUAAAAUUAUUGUUCAGUAAAUAGAUUGUAUCGCACCUUUUUGGGGGUGGAGAAAAGAAUGCUGUGAUGUGCAAGAUGGAUAGGAAGCGCUGUUGUCAGUUUCUGUCCCACUGGUACGAUGUGAAGGUGGAGGGUGUGCGUCUGCGUGACUGGUGUCGCCCCUUGCCCGAAGGUCGCGUCAAGUGCUCGAACUGCAAGAUCGUCAUCAAGUAUAGCAGUACGGGCCUCAAGGCGCUGAAGAGACAUGCUCACUCCAUGAAACAUCAGGAAAACCGGGCUGCCCAGCUGGGGGAAGAAAACUGAGCAGACCAAGGGAUCUCCCGCAGAGGCACAGUUCAUCUUUGGUGUGAAGAGAGGUUUUGUGGACGUGUACAUCUGUUUCUACUGUGGGGAAGAGUUCUCGUCGCGUCCCGUUCUCCGAGAGCACCAGUGGAUGUGCGACAUGAAGCCCCCGGAACUCCAGGCUGUCACUCCGCCGGGCUGGGCCGCGCAGCCAGCCUCCAUCUUGUCGUCCGGGGAGCCCAGCCCGGCCUCGCCCCUCCCCCCACUCCUGUGUGCCUUAGAGCAGGACCCGGCCUCCCCCUACCUCACCCCACAAAAAGACUCAAACUCCUGCCCCUACCAGCAGCCCUCCACGUUUGUGCGGCCGCCCAAGGAAAGUUUUGUGUCUGCUCUGGGACUCCUGCCCAAGAAGAAGGCUGCGCAGGUUUGUCGCAAGCGUCGAAACACAGAGUGUGAGAGCAUCAACCUGGAGGAGGACGUCCCCGUGUCCCCGCUGGUGCCCCGCACGCCCAAGCUGCUCAUCUCUCACCUCAGCCGAGAGGGCAGAGAGGUCAACAACAGCAGUGAGCAGCCACCCUCCCAAAGCCCCUCGCUGUUCCGGAGGAGGCUGUCUCUCUUCUCGCAAAGUAGUCGCACCGAGAAGGAUGGACAGAAGGAGAAGGAAGAGGAGGGAAGCAGCGAGGGUAGCAGCAGUGAUGAUGAUGAUGGAGGAGGAGGAGGAGGAGGAGGGGGGCGGGGGAAGGUGGGCCGUCCAGGAAGGAGGAACAUGACGGUGUGCAAGUCUCUGUACAACCUCCCGGUCACCUCCCUCCUGGGCCAGUUUGUCAUCAAGCACUUCAAGGGCGACCCGAGCCUGCACGUUCUCUCGGACAUCGAGAGCCACUGUCUGACCUCCACGCCCAAGAAGAGCCCCACAGCCGGCAGACUCCGCGAGCGGCGAGCGAUGUACCCGACCACGUUUCGUGGCUACAGUGGGAAGGCCUACCCCCAACACUUCCACCAGUACAAGUUCAACUCUGUACAGACCAAAGAUUUUCUCCGGCGCGUCAACACGGGACUUGAUAAACCCAGCCGGAAGUUGAAACGUUCGAUGCCUGCGUGUUGUGUGCGGUUAGUUCGCAUCAGCCCGCGUGAUCUCAAAAGAUGGAUACCCUCGCAGAAUCAGCUGACCGUCCAUCUAAAACCUCUCACCGACCCCGAGAUAGCUUUUUGGACAUCCCCGAAACGGGCAUCGGCUGCGGAAUCUGCGUCCGUGUUCCCCAGCGGGCUGUCUUUCUCCUCCCCCAACGUGCAGAAGAUUCUUGGCCUGCGAACAAAACAGGAAGCGGCGGCAUCGCGGUGGCGGUGGCCGCUGUCUCUGUCGCACGUGGUCUCGGAGGAAGCGUGUGCGGAGAUGGUGCAGAAUCGGCGCCGGCUGUUCCAGAGUCUGAUCUGUGACUCGGCCAGCGGUGAGAGCGGCUCUUCAGAGGAGGAGAACUCCCCGUCCCGCGCACACUCAGUCUUGCGACGGCUGCUGUCUACUGCUAGUCCUUACCUCCCCUUCCGACAGCCCUGCGGCGCGCUGCCAGACAUCACAAACCUGAAGGUUGACGAGGGGAAAGACCGGUUAUUGCAGUUGUCGCGCACGCAAGUGUCGGGGUCUCUGAGCGAGGACUGUGGUGACGGGGAGAAGAAGAAGGUGGCUGCGUUUGGCCCGUGUGUGAGUGAGCGUCAACAAGGGGGGAGAACCGUGCAGCUGUGUGAGAGGGGGGGUCUGGCUGUUCCCUGUGUGACCGUCCGCUCGUCCACCCCCCAGCCCCCCGCUCACCUCCCCCACCAGCAAAUUGCCUCUUCUCAGACCAAGCCCUGCCUCACCACCGUACCACGACUCUGCGGGGGCCACACCGUCCCGCUGCGUAACUCGACCAGCGAAGGGGAGAUAAUCCAGCCCUGGACAGAACAGUACGCCACACACCGAUCCUCUUCCCUUCCUGCCUCAGCCCGACAUGACAAGAGUUCUGUCGAUGACGCCAUCACGGACAAAUCCAAACUUUCUUCCUCUUCCUCAUCCAGUAUCCGACCAACGAGAUCAAAGCCGGAUGUACAUCAGGACAGACAAGUGAUUGACCGUGCCUGUGACCAGACCAUUGUCGUGGCGACGGUACCCGCCAGCAAACGGCCCGUCCACAAGGAACUGUCGCUGACUCUACCUCCUGCACCACCCAAGUGCCCAAGUCUGGAGCAGACGUCUGCUCGCAGCGUGUGGGAGACUCAGAGAAAUGUGGCGGCCGGAUGUUGUAGCGCCGUCUGUGGUACGUCGUCGACAGCAACAGCAGAAGGGAAGUUGUUGCCUGGAGGGGCCAAAAUAGCAACAAAAGAGGGCAAGUCGCCGCCUGCAGACAAAGCCACCAUAGAGCGGGCGGCUCGAGCUCUGAGACUGGCUAUGAGAAACGUGGCCUCCCACGCCCUGCGGCAUAGGGUCAAGGUCAAAGAAACGGUUAGUGAACGGCAGGAUGACACGUCUUCUUGUCCCGAGAAAGUGGAUGACAGAUCUUUGACUUCCUGUUCAGAGAAUGGGGGUGGGGGCGACGACGAAGUUGACGGCAUGUCCUCUACUUUCCCCACAUGUGGUGGGCUAGCCGGAGGUACAACAGGCAAUGUUAUGGGGGGUGGGGAGGAGGGUAAGGAUGCUGGUCGGGUGAGCUGUGAUGGGGGAGGGUCUGUCAGGGAGAGGGAUAUGAGGACUUUGAGGUCCUUGUUGUCCUCCUCUUCCUCCUCAAUCUCCGCUCGGGCAACAAACAGCGGUUCAAAUGCCACUCUAUCAACAAAGAGCCGAGCAGAUGCUAUUCCGUCAGUGGUCAAAACAAACGGCACCCCUGAAGUCGAUAGAGGAAACUCCACUCUGCCAGUCAACCCAUCAGCACCUUCGUUUUUGUCAUCAUCUCAAGACCAGUGGUGUCGGAGAGCUGGUACGCCAACGAAAAGACUACCGGAGAGAUCAUCUCCUAGGAAUACUCCGACCCCUAAUCCUCCAACUCCUACCCCUACCCCUCCACCAGACGCAGAUGCAGCAACCACUGACGUUGCCAGUGCAGCCCCCCAGAAGAGCUCCUCGAAACAUUGUGUUUUGUCCCUCACAGGAAAUUCUCUCAGUCCGGGGAAGUUUGGGAGUCUUGUAAGAAUUUCAUCAUCGUCAUCAUCAUUAUCAUCUCCAGCGAAAAUGUCUUCAGUGAAAUCUGGCCGCGACAGCCCGCUGUCGUCAUGGCGAUAUGAGCGAGGUCUGCGAGAGUUGAACCCCUCGACCCGCGGCUCGCGCACACCCCCUCAGCAGCAGAUACAACAACAGCAACAACUCCGCCGUGCGUCGUCUGUAGGGAAGUCUAUGUCGGUCCUGCAGAGAGCCGAGUUCCGGAAAAGUCUGGGAACCUCUUUUUUACUGGACGCCGGUCAGCGCAAGGGGCAGAAGGUGCAGGUCAACUGGCAGUUGUGAGGACGGACGGGCGGGUUCUACAACAGCUGGUUCUGACUCGGACAAAGCUGUCCUGUCCUGUGAACAAGUUAUAAGGAUGGGCGUUCUCAAAACUUGGUGGAUUUCCAAAUGCUUUCUUGAUCAUCACGAGGACCCGGCGGCUUUGGUGUAGCUGAGGGGUUUUUCUGUUCAUGCGGGACUCUAGACUUUCCUUUGUGGGGAGAAUUUUUAAUCAUCGACCAGCCUCCUAUAUGACCUAAAAUGUGUUGAUGGGGGUGUAAAAACAUCUACAUGAUUAUUAUUAUUAUUAUUAUGAGAAAAA